UGUUGAGACAGAAAACCCAUAAUUAGUUCCAAGAAAAUGAACCGCUUUCUUCUCGAAAAUAGGUCAUACUUUGUCACAUUAGCAAAGAAAAUGCGUGGAAAACUGCUGGAAAAUUCAUCCUCAGCUCAGAUCUAACCUCACUUUUCUAUGAUACAGAAUCAGAGAAUGAAAACCAUAACAUGCUCUGCCCAUAUUGUCAAAAUGACGACUGAUUGCAGUUGAACUUUAUUAUUUCAAAACGUGUGAUAAGUUUGAAGUGGUGUAAUUUAAGUUAUUUUUUGUAAUACAUUAGUUUAUCAUGAUGGAGCCUAGUGACUCGAACCAAACAGAGGAGGAGAACGACUAUCAGGAAUUGGAAAUAACAGAUAAAGAAUUGCCUUUAUGUUUUUACAGAGAUUCUCAUUUGGAACCUAUAAAGGGAAGCGAGUAUGUUGCUCAAAUUUGGAGAAAUAAGGAAAGGAUGAAAACCAUGAGUGUUGCCUUAGUUUUGUGCCUGAAUUUCGGAGUUGAUCCUCCAGAUAUCGUGAAGACUACACCUGCAGCCCGGAUGGAAUGCUGGAUAGAUCCCCAAAACUCGUCCCCUGCCAAAACAUUGGAAAAAGUGGGUGCAACUCUCCAGCUUCAGUAUGAGAGAUGGCAACCGAGGGCUAGAUACAAGCAGUGCUUAGACCCCACAGUAGACGAUGUUAAAAAACUAUGCUAUUCCAUGAGGAAGGUUGCGAAGGAAGAACGUUGCCUCUUUCAUUAUAACGGACAUGGGGUGCCCCAACCAACAAAAAAUGGGGAAAUUUGGGUUUUCAAUAGGCAAUAUACACAAUAUAUACCUCUAUCUUUAUAUGAUUUACAAACAUGGAUGGGUUCCCCUUCUAUAUAUGUUUAUGAUUGUUCAAAUGCCGGAACCAUUGUGAAAUCUUUUGAAACAUUUGCCAAGCAGCAUGAAAACGAAUACGAGCAACAAUUCAUGAGCCAUCACGUUCACCAAACACCUCCACCUAAAUUCAGCAGUUGCAUCCAACUGGCUGCCUGCGAUGUCGAUCAGCUCCUUCCCAUGAAGCCCGAUCUGCCUGCUGAUUUGUUCACUUGUUGUUUAACGGCUCCCAUAAAAACGGCCAUACGAUGGUACUUACAGAAGAAUAGGAAUCCCUUGACCCCCGACGUUUCUUUGGAAGAAAUUGAUCUGAUGCCAGGCUCGUAUGGAGAUCGUAAAACGAUGAGGGGUGAAUUGAAUUGGAUAUUUACAGCGGUGACUGAUACCAUUGCGUGGAAUACUUUACCUACAGAAUUAUUCCAAAGGCUUUUCCGUCAAGAUCUCCUGGUGGCCAGUCUCUUUCGGAACUUCCUGUUGGCUGAACGGGUGAUGCGUUCUUACGAUUGUACGCCUGUCAGUUCACCAGCCUUACCGCCCACCCAUGAGCAUCCCAUGUGGGACGCGUGGGAUUACGCCUUGGACCUUGGUCUGGCCCAGCUUAAGAAUAUUUUAUAUAAUAAGAUGGAGUUUGCGCAUUUGCCUUUUUUCCAACACCAAUUGCAGGCCUUUCAAGUUUGGCUGGAUGUAGCGCAAUACAGGGAUGCUCAGAUCCCCCCCAGAGAACUGCCCAUAGUUCUGCAGGUGCUACUGAGUCAGAUCCACAGAUUGAAGGCACUGGAGCUUCUGGGCAGAUUCCUAGAUCUCGGCCAGUGGGCAGUAAACUCCGCCCUGUCGGUCGGUAUAUUCCCCUACGUUUUGAAACUGUUGCAGAGCAGCGCCUUGGAGCUCAGACCACCCCUUGUGUACAUCUGGUCGAAGAUAUUGGCCGUCGAUAUUACAUGCCAAACGGAUUUAACAAAGGAGGAGAGUCAUAGGUAUUUUCUGAAAAUCCUGCAGGAUAGUACACUCGAGGUCGAAACGAGGACCCAAGCGGUGUUCUGCUUGGCGUCCAUCGCCUACAACUAUCCCCCGGGACAGCAGGCAGCUAAACAGGCCUCGGUUGCCAGCAGCUGCUUGGAAAAUUUGAACGACUCCUAUCCGGAGCUGAGACGUUGGCUGGCCAUCUGCCUCGGUAUGAUGUGGGACAAUUACGACAAGGUGAAAUGGAUCUGUUGUCGGGACAGGGCGCACGAUAAGUUGUUCACUCUGUUGGAGGACCCAAACCCGGAGGUUAGGACCGCAGCUGUAUACGCUUUAGGGACCUUCGUCAAUGCGACAGAGGAGAGAACUUCCCACGCUAACGUUACGGAUCAGUCGGUAGCUAUGAUGUUGAUAGGUCUCAUAGGUAACGAAGCCAGUCCGAUGGUCAGGGUAGAGAUAAUCAACGCCCUUCAGUAUUUCGUCCUGCACUUCGAAUCGUCCUUCAUGGCCACAGCGGCGGCAGCUAAGGACUACGGGUCCCUUCAGGACGUCAACACCACUCCUAACAUGAAGAGGGUAGAAAGUAGGGACCUCUUGAGGGUGAGCGAAAGCACGGAAAAUAUGAAGAGAGUGUCCUCUAGUUCCUCGAUCCACAGUCUUAACAGUUCAGGGUGUAGUGUAUCGGGAGGGCAGAAUCCACUGUCCACCCAAGGGUUCGGGUCUGUUUACCACAAGGUGUGGACAGCGUUGACCAUUUUAGAAGCCGACCCCCAUCCACAAGUAGCAGCUAUGGCGGCCAAGAUAAUCAACUAUAUAAAAAAUCGUCUGAAGGACUCGAUAUCGUCUAAAGAGAGGGGGGACAGUAGAAACUCUAGUAUUAGCCUACCUCCGAGCCCUAACAGAGGAAACUUCUUGGUCGAGGAGAGUCCUCCCAAUUUAAGUUCAGGUUCGAGAACGUUGCCUUCUGUUAGAACGAGGAGACACUAUCAUAACACGAUCAACGAAGAAGCGGACGAUAGGAGUAUGAAGAAGAAGAAAAGAUUGGUAUCUACGGAAUACGUUGAAUGGUCCUUGAGAUUUUUCGCUGAGAGUUCAAGGCAGAGGGAAAGGUACGAAUCAACGGAUCCAAUGCACCAGCUUUAUUACGAGAGGGACUGGCGUUUCUUGAGGAAUAGUGCAAUACGGCAAGAAGCAAUGGAAGAACAGAAGAAACUCGCUAGUUGCAAGUUGGAAUCGCAAGUAUUCAAUACAAGGACACCCGUACCUCCUUUAGUUUUAAAGUUCCACCCCUACGAGCAGUCCAUAGCUGUGGCCGGAAAGAAUGGAUUCAGCAUUCUCGACUGGGGUACCGGUGCCAAGAACACGACCUACCAGAACACUUCUUCAAAAGCACCCAAUAGUGUGAUAAGUGCCCUGGAAUGGAUGAACUCCCACGAUGUGUCCCUGAUCAUGGCGGGUAUAAGUGACGGUAGCAUCAAGGUGUUCAAGCCGGUCGUUGGGUCGAAUAAAGAGCCACAACUGGUAUCUGCAUGGAGUGUUUUCGCAGACAUGAAAUCGAAUUUCACGAAUCUCAUACUAUCGUGGGAGCAGUGGACGCAGACGGUGAUAACGGCGUCCGACACGAAAGUCCUGCGUUUUUGGGACACCGUGAAAGAACUGAAAGCCUUCGACCUGUACCUCGGCACCGACUCUCCGGUCACCUGCAUGGAUUCCACAUUUUCGAACGCGUCCAACGAACAGCUGUCCUCCUACGUGAACGACAGGGAAAACGCCUGUUCCUGUUCGAAAAGGGAUCACUCGUCGUCCCUCAGGAGACCCUGCAGUACCCCGUGUCACGGCUACGUCGUGGUGGGCCUGGACAACGGAUGGGUGAGGUUGUUCGACAGGAGAUGCAACCCUCUGGACGGAAGGGUGAGGUCUUGGGACGAGAGCGGGCCGCCGGUUUUGGGGGUGAAAUUUCUCAGGGAAAAUUUAGUGAUGAGCGGUAGCGCUAAGGGGGACGUUAAAUUGUACGAUAUAAGGAUGAAGCAUGCCCUGGAGACGCAUCAGGUUUACGACGACGGGAUGUUGUGCUUUGAUGUUCAUAGCUCCGCUGGAUUGUUCGCUUGUGGUUCAGCUAACCAGCCUAUAGGAAUUUACAACCUUCAGGGGACCUACUUGAAUAGCAUAAAAUUCUACGAGGGUUUCAUGGGGCACCGUAUUGGGCCAGUCAGCUGUAUAGGUUUUCAUCCGCACAAAGUUAUCCUGGCAACCGGAACUUCGGAUUGUUCCAUAAGUGUAUACGGCCUUCAGGACAAGAGAUGACGGGAGUCCCAUCCCUAGUAACCUCUCUGGGGGCCCACUAGGGAUUGGUUAUUAACGCAAUUCUAGUGAUCAUGCUUAGGGACUGAUAUAUUGAAAAUACUGCCACACAACGCAAUGAAAGAACUAAUAAUUUAGAACAAUUGGUUUUAUUUUCAGUUAUUUUACUGUGACAUUGCCUGUUUUUAAUUUGUUAUGGGUCUUAGUAUUUGAUAUGAUUUUUCUGAAUUGUUGAGUGAACUUCUUAGAUUUUAAAUGUUCGAAAGUGCCUCACAAACUUGAAUUGCUUCCAUGUCUCAAUUCAGGGAUGCAUUUUUUUUAAUUCACAUGGAUUAAUUUCUAUUUUCAACGAAUCUUUAUCCUGAAAUAUUCGCUGAAGCAUUUUUCAACUAGGAAACUACUUUCGGUAUUCAGCACAAUAACAUAAGGAACAAAAACAACAAUCAUCUCAAAAAAUUUCCCCUAGGUUGUGCUCUUUUGAUUGAAUUUGUUGCGAUUCCUUUCUCUUUCCGCGGUUUUAAGCAACACACUUAUUCGCCUGAGAAAUUUUGUAUUUUCAUGAGUGCUCUUUCGGUCUAACGAAAACUUUCUUCAAGCAUGAAAUUGAGAAAAUUAAGCAAGCUUUAGUGGAUAACACAAAUCUGUAGAUGCACGUUUAUUCAGUUUAUUUUAAAUCGAUUUUUAUCCAUAGUUUGUUCCUCCAAAUUCGGAUUUCCUUACCUCUUUUAACUUUUUCAUGUUAUAAUUAUAUUUGUGAUGUUAAUUUAAGUAAUCAGUUCGAUUUUAUUUUUUAUCAAUACAUGUGUACUGUUUGUGGAAUAUGACAGCUGGCAAUUCCGAGAAUGAUUGUAUCGAAUGAAUUUUUGUACAGAAA
Molecule: messenger RNA, 5003 nt
Organism: Coccinella septempunctata (seven-spotted ladybird)
Lineage: Eukaryota; Metazoa; Arthropoda; Insecta; Coleoptera; Coccinellidae
Gene: raptor
Product: regulatory-associated protein of mTOR
Exons: 18
Coding region: 299-4132 (1277 amino acids)
Biological process (GO): TORC1 signaling; regulation of autophagy; positive regulation of protein serine/threonine kinase activity
Cellular component (GO): cytoplasm; TORC1 complex
Molecular function (GO): protein-macromolecule adaptor activity; protein binding
Source: RefSeq, a predicted model, not a curated record